AAGUUGAAUAAAUUAUUUUAACCAAAUCCAGUAUUUAUAUCUAUAUAUUUUUUCUUUUUGUCAAGAUAAAGCCAAAUUUUCAGCAAAACGCUAUAACAUUUGAAGCCGGCCCGCCAUGUUCUAAUUCCAUUUUUCUUUCUCUACAUAAAUUCACAAAGUUUGAGUUGCUCAGUCCCCAAAAGGAUAAGCAUUUUCUGGACCCGUACAAGUACGUUUUACUAAAGCUAAACAAAAAAACAACAAACACGAAAAUUCGCCAUGGAUAUACUCAAGAAAAUGUUCCAAUCGGAAUUCGAGCAGCAGCAGCAGGAGAAAGACGCUUCCGCAACCGCCUCCAACAAGGAUGAGUUCCGCAAGCCCCAGUGGUUCGAGGAGGCCGAAACUGAUGAUGAGCUCUUCGAUGACGAUCGCAAGUUUGCGUUCCAAGUCUUUACCAGUCCAUUGGAGAUGCAGAAGCACUUUGAGCGUCAACUGCAGCGUCUGCUGGAGUCGGUGCAAGACAAUGAAGAUGCUGGAGUUGAGCGUAACUUAAGGGAAGAUUUCUUGAAACCCGGCUUCGAAAGCAAAAUACUUAAAGAAUUUCAUAAGAAAGAAAACUCGCUCGACACCGACUUGGAUGGAGAAAUCUAUCCAGAUCAAUUGUACACGCUGAUACAACGCCUGAAUCCGGAGGAGGGGCACGAAAAUAUUUUGCCCUCCAAUCAGCGUGGCUUGCGCGUGCCACGCGUUAAGCUUUCCGAUGAGGAGAUCAUCAUGGGUCGUAUACACGGCACUCUCAAUGCCGAAGGCGAAAUGAAACCGGCCGUGUUGCUGCCGGCACGGCCGCCGAGCGGCAAGCCGAACAUAAUGACGCCAAUGACGCCAUUUGGCGGCGUCUUCGAUGGCACCUAUCAGGGCCCGAAAAUGUUCAGCCAGAGCGUGAUGACGAAGACAGUGCGCAAGCCGGAUGGCAGCUAUGAGACCAUUAAAGUGACCCAGGACUCGACCGGUCAGAAGACGACAACUGUGACGCGCAUUGUGGACGGGCGCAAAGAGACAACGGUCAGCCAAGAGGGCACGGGCUCGGGCACGGGCCGGCAGGCGGCAAUUGGAGCUGGUGGAGAUCGUCAGGCGUGCAUGAAUCGCAAUAUAUUUGUGACAAAAGAAGGCUACGCCAUGCCACGGAACCUCUGGUGACCAGUGGUGAACAACUAUUGCCCCAAUCAAGAUAAGCGAUCAAUGCUGCUCCUCCAGCGGCAGCAGCAGCAGCAACAACAGUAUGAAGAUAAGCUAAAGCGAUUCGUCGGCAACAUAGUCCCACACAACAUCCAAAUUAGAACCUAUUACAUUUUAGUUUACAUUCUCUUAAGUGUUUGUUGGUGUUUUAGAUGAAACGCAAUUGAGACAACAGAUGACGACGAUUAUUGACCAUUGAUUAUUUGAGCAGCGACCCACAAAAGGCACUCGCUGUUUGUGUAUUGUGAGCAGCGCACCAGUUGUGCGCCCCCACUUUCAGUUCCAGAGCAAGCUGCAGGAUACACCCCUCAGCACUGAGGGCAACGCCAUUCCAGACGACGGCAGCCCAGCCCACUCGUCUCGUCUGGUCGUUGUGAUCAGCUGCAGGCUCGGAGUUGGUGUGAACGUGAUUCUUUUCAGUUUUGCCAGUCCGCCUUGGCACCACCGCACGUGUGGCCCGUGUGUGCCCAGCCCCACAUGCUGUGGCACUCGGAGGCAAUAUAUAUUUAUAUUUCUUUUUUUGUCUUUAUAUUCUUUUCGUGGUACUAUCUGUGUCUCAAUGGAGCGUGCAGCAUCUAGAGUGCCCGUAGUAAAGAAGUAGCGGAAGCAAAACGCAUAUUUAAACAAAAAAAUAUACAACAAUCAUAAUAUACCGGCUCGUACAAGCAUAAUUAUGAUUUCAUUAGGUUUCGAUAAACUUACUUAAAUGCACACCCAGUAUGUUGUGGUGUGGUCGGAUCUACACACAUAUAUUAUAUCUAUUUCUAUUUGUUUUUUUUUUUUUUUUUGGCGACUUUUCUUAUGCAAGCUCAUAUGAAAUUUGUUUGCAUACAUAUUUAUAUACUUAAUCGCAUAUUAUUUACAAUUAUUGCUAAUCUCUAUAUAUACAUCUAUUUAAGUUGGUAAUUUUCUAUUAACAAAUAGACCACAAUGCUAACGCAUACAUAUACAUUGUAUUAGAUAUCAUUCAAGAACAUGCAAGUGAAUAAAGUGUUGUGCAAUAAGCGAGUGCAGCAAA
Messenger RNA from Drosophila novamexicana, 2233 nucleotides. RefSeq lists its product as uncharacterized. The transcript is spliced from 5 exons. Gene Ontology annotation, biological process: regulation of actin filament polymerization; negative regulation of apoptotic process. The record is from RefSeq and is a predicted model, not a curated record. Bases 259 to 1176 code for a protein of 305 amino acids. Lineage: Eukaryota; Metazoa; Arthropoda; Insecta; Diptera; Drosophilidae. Gene Ontology annotation, cellular component: apical plasma membrane; mitochondrion; sarcoplasmic reticulum.